Molecule: messenger RNA, 1112 nt
Organism: Cucumis sativus (cucumber)
Lineage: Eukaryota; Viridiplantae; Streptophyta; Magnoliopsida; Cucurbitales; Cucurbitaceae
Exons: 2
Coding region: 1-723 (240 amino acids)
Molecular function (GO): zinc ion binding; nucleic acid binding
Source: RefSeq, a predicted model, not a curated record
AUGCGUAUGUUAGGUGGAGAUGUGAGACAGAUCACUUGGAAUCAGUUUAAAGACUGCUUCUAUACCAAGUUUUUCUCGACUAACCUUAGAGACGCCAAAAGCCAGGAAUUCUUGGAAUUGAAGCAAGGACACAUGACAGUUGAGGAGUAUGACCAGGAGUUUGAUAUGCUGUCGCGCUUUGCCCCUGAACUUGUUGGUAAUGAGCAGGCUAGAGCUGAGAGGUUUGUCAAAGGAUUGAGAGAUGAGAUUAGAGGCUUUGUGCGAGCACUAAAGCCCACUACCCAAGCUGAAGCGCUGCGUCUGGCAGUGGAUAUGAGUAUUGGGAAGGACGAAAUUCAGGCAAGGAGUUCUGAUAAGGGAACGUCGUCUGGUCAGAAGAGGAAAGCAGAGCAGAGAAUUGUGGGAGUUCCUCAGAGGAACUUGAGAUCAGGCGAUCCUUUUCGUAGUUUCCAGCAGAGUUCUGGUGGGGCAGAAGACACUACUAGAGAGAAGCCACUAUGCAAUACGUGUGGGAAACGCCACCUGGGUCGUUGUUUGAUGGGAAUGAGAGUCUGUUAUAAGUGCAAGCAAGAGGGACACAUGGCUGAUCGAUGUCGCUUGAGAUCUACUGGGGCUGGACAGAGCAGUCAGGGAGCGGGACCUCCACAGCGGGGUACAAUCUUUGCCACUAGUAGAUCAGAAGCAGAGAAGGCCGGCACAGUGGUGACAGGAAAUGCGUUGUGAAGAAAUUUCUUUUCCAAUCCAUGUGGAUGACAAAAACAUAGGUUGAGCUUGCAGUCACAGUCCCAUGGAUCAGAACAAUCAAUACGACUAUUGCAUGGAAUGUUUACGACAUUUCUGGCAUUUGCCACGAACAUUUCUGAAAUAUUUCAAUUGUUAAUUGGCAUACAAUAAGAUAACAAUAAUUGCGUAAAGAAAAAAAAAGAUAUUUUCUAUAAACAAUUGAAAUAGAUUUAGAUACCUGAGAUAAUGAAGAACAUUAAGAGCAAGAGAGCUAACUUUGUUGAGGACUUCACCAUAUCAAAUAUCUAUUGGGUUAGUAUUAUAUGACCUGGAAGAUUUGUAUUUGUGUGUGCUUUCAAAUGAAUGAUAUAUCAUAAUUUAUAGUAAAA